Messenger RNA from Sesamum indicum (sesame), 1418 nucleotides. It is a transcript of the gene TAPX, whose product is annotated as thylakoidal ascorbate peroxidase. Gene Ontology annotation, biological process: response to reactive oxygen species; hydrogen peroxide catabolic process; cellular response to oxidative stress. Lineage: Eukaryota; Viridiplantae; Streptophyta; Magnoliopsida; Lamiales; Pedaliaceae. Gene Ontology annotation, molecular function: peroxidase activity; heme binding. The record is from RefSeq and is a predicted model, not a curated record.
CACUUGAUGAAACUGGAGGGUACAGAACCGGAGAGACUCCGCCCAACCAUGACCCUCCACAAAUCCGUAGCCAGAGACAGCAGCCAAUGAAUGACUGACAGUUUGACAAUCAGUGCAGCUGACCAUGGCUUCUCUCUCCGCCACUCGUCUUCUGCCUUCCGUCACCACCUCCGCGUCUGCUACGCGAUUCUCCUACCGCUCCGCCCUCUCCCUUAGCUCCCUCCGAUCGUCCCUUCUCCUCUCCCGCCUCUUCCUUCCCCAGAAAAGCGCUCUGGGAAGAUUUUCGAGUCGGAGAAUUGGUUAUUCGACUGUGCCGUCGCCGAAAUGCUCAGCAUCGGACCCCGACCAGCUGAAGAGUGCGCGUGAAGAUAUAAAAGAGCUUCUCAAGACCAAGUACUGUCAUCCUAUUCUGGUUCGGCUAGGUUGGCAUGAUGCCGGUACAUAUAACAAGAAUAUUGAGGAGUGGCCACAAAGGGGUGGUGCUAAUGGAAGUUUAAGGUUUGAAGUUGAACUGAAGCAUGGAGCAAAUGCCGGGCUUGUCAAUGCUCUUAAACUUCUUCAGCCCAUCAAGGAGAAGUAUUCUAAUGUGACAUAUGCAGACUUGUUUCAGUUGGCUAGUGCUACUGCUAUAGAGGAAACUGGGGGACCCAAAAUUCCCAUGAAGUAUGGAAGAGUAGAUGUAUCUGGACCUGAACAAUGCCCAGAAGAAGGGAGACUCCCUGAUGCUGGACCCCCUUCCCCUGCUGCUCAUCUACGUGAUGUCUUCUACAGGAUGGGGUUGAAUGAUAAGGAGAUAGUGGCUCUCUCUGGUGCACACACUCUCGGAAGGUCAAGGCCAGAUCGUAGUGGAUGGGGGAAACCCGAGACCAAAUACACGAAAGAUGGACCUGGGGCCCCUGGAGGACAAUCUUGGACUGUGCAGUGGUUGAAGUUUGAUAAUUCCUACUUUAAGGAUAUUAAAGAAAGAAGAGAUGAGGAUUUGCUAGUUUUACCCACAGAUGCUGUUCUCUUUGAAGAUCCUUCCUUCAAGGUAUACGCGGAGAAAUAUGCUGAAGAUCAAGAUGCAUUUUUCAAAGAUUAUGCUGAAGCCCAUGCUAAGCUUAGCAAUCUUGGAGCUAAAUUUGACCCACCUGAGGGUUUCUCAUUAGAUGAUAGUCCUCCAAAAGGUCAGCCAGAAAAAUUUGUGGCUGCCAAGUACUCAACAGGAAGGAGAGAACUCUCAGAGGCUAUGAAACAAAAGAUUAGAGCAGAAUAUCAGGCUGUUGGCGGAAGUCCAGAUAAGCCUCUCCAAUCAAACUAUUUCCUGAAUAUCAUGAUUGUGAUUGCUGUUUUGGCAUACCUGACAUCUUUGGUUAUGAACUGAUAUGUUUUUGGUAUUAUAUAUAGAAUAAAAUAGUUUUUUUCGAAACUUGAAUUGA